Molecule: messenger RNA, 1545 nt
Organism: Pocillopora damicornis (cauliflower coral)
Lineage: Eukaryota; Metazoa; Cnidaria; Anthozoa; Scleractinia; Pocilloporidae
Product: adhesion G protein-coupled receptor D1
Biological process (GO): G protein-coupled receptor signaling pathway; cell surface receptor signaling pathway
Cellular component (GO): plasma membrane
Molecular function (GO): G protein-coupled receptor activity
Source: RefSeq, a predicted model, not a curated record
AUGUCUCCAUUUAAUCUUUUCGUAUCUAACGCAGAUGGGCAUUGCUCCCGCCCUAAUGAUACACUCGGACCCUCAGAGCUGAACCGUUCAGUCUGUCAGCAGUAUGUUAGAAAAAUGCCUCAGCAAUGGCAUAGGAUGAAAUGUGGCAAUAAAACACCUACAUCCAUUGACAAAACCUGUUGUCGCUCUUGGUGUGAGCAGUUGACUUCCUGUUUCAGUCAGUUGCCUUUUUGGAAAGAAGACUGUGUUAGAAUGUGGAGGUGCAAGGAAAAUAAAAACCCUCGCAAACAGAUUUCUAUUAUAUUGAAAAAUACAACAGACUCGUCGUACUUGGGCAGAAUCAAAGUGAAACAGUGCUGGGCGAGGAAACCGAAUUUUCCCACCAUUAAGACAACACCAUCAAGCGAAUUUUCAAACAAGAAACUUGUUGACACCAUCCUAAAAGAAGUGAUGGGGUCUUCUGAAAAUGAUGUAAAUCAAGAAAGGAUGGAACGCACUUUCCUCACUAUUAGUGAUUUGGAGGAGUUCAUUGGGAAUUAUGCUCAAAAUCACCUUACUCAGACCGUACCUAAGAUGUACAUCAGUAGUGAAAAUGCAGAUAUAUUGGUCAGGAAGAUUUUCCACGACAAUGAGACUGGAGUACAAUUUGAGGAUGAUAAAGGAGAAAACUACAUCAGCCUUCCUGUUACAGGCUUCGAUAAGGGAUCAGUUGUACUUUGUGUCAUUUACAAAGAUCUCCAUAAAGUAUUCCUGAAAAACCAGACCGACUCUACUCCUCUCAAUAGAUUCAGUAAUAUCUUAUCUGCAACGAUAUGGCCGAGGAACAACACUUUCAGGAAGAAUGUUACAUUGAAAUUUAAAAACCUAGCGAACGCGUCGAACAGAAGCUGUGUGUUUUGGAAUACUUCGGAAAACAGAUGGUCCGGACAAGGGUGCCUCCUGCUAUCGAGGAACGACUCUUACACCGAGUGUAGCUGCAAUCAUUUGACUCACUUUGCGCUUCUUAUGCAGUUUGACAGGGGAACUAGUGAUAACGGUUUAACUAAGACUGACGAAAAAGCGCUGGAAAUACUCACAUAUGUGGGCUUGUCUUUCUCUCUGGUUGGAAUCACUUUAACGAUCACCAGUUAUGCUGUUCUUACAGACAUGAGAGGGCCUUUAUCUCAGAUUCGAGUGAGUCUAGUCGCUUCACUUGGCGCAGGUCAACUUUUCUUCCUAACCGGAAGUGGUGCUGUUGAGAACAAGUCUGCCUGUGUUACAGUAGCAGCUUUUGUUCAAUAUUUCCUAAUGGCCGCUUUCUGCUGGAUGUUGAUCGAGGGAGUUUAUCUCUACCUGUUUGUUGUAAAAGUUUACGACAUCAACGACAAGAUGAAGGUUUCACAUGGAUUUUCAUGGGGUCUACCCGCUCUCGUCGUUUCCAUAUCGUUGGGCAUUGCAGCAGGAACCGGGCCGGGGAUUAAAAGCUAUGUCAGUGAGAAGUUCUGCUGGAUGUCAUCCUCUAACGGUGCAGUUCUCUACCGCAGACAAAGCAAACAAUAUCAUUAG